UUACAAGCUUUUGCAUACAUGCUCCUCACAGAAGGCGUGGGUGACUGCUGGAAGGCGAAGAGAGAGUGGAAAAGGAGGACACAUGCAGCUGGAGUGAACGGCGCAAGAAUGCCCCGUGGCGUGUUGUGUGCACGCACGGACACACUUCAGGAGUGAGACGUUUGUCCAAAGGUGUGGUCCUCGUCAGACUGCAGAUAUGGGACUCGGCUUACCCCGGAGGUGGAUUUUCCCAUGCUGGAUGGCGUGCGCCCUUGUCACCUUUUACGCACAGAACGCCGACUCCAAGUCGUUUCCAUGUGGGGACCAGCAAUAUCUAAAAGGCUCAAAAUGCUGCAACAAGUGUAAACCAGGUUUCCGCGUGUUUGCGGACUGCAAUGAAUCUCAUCAGACAAAAUGUGUUAAAUGUGGUUAUGGCGAGUACCAACCCUUCUGGACCCAGGAAACACGCUGCCUCCUGCAGAGGAUUUGUGAUGCAGGUAAAGGUUUCAUGUCCAGGCCAGAAAAUCUGGAGGCUGAGGAGCCUUGUCGUUGUCUUCCCAACUACCAGUGCUCUCCCAUCAACUGUGAGUUUUGUGAAAAGAUUCCCACGUGCCGACCCGGUUAUGGACUGGAGGUGGAGCCAGAGUCCUUAAACGGCUUAAAGAUGUGUGUUGCGUGUAAAAAGGGAUUCUUCUCUGCUGACAACAACACCAAACAAUGCAAACCAUGGACAAACUGUAAGGCGGAAGGCAGGAGUGAGACACGAGCAGGCAGCGCUCACUCUGAUGCGGUGUGUGGACCACCUGUUUCUAGUGCCGCCCCUUCCUGGGUGAUAGUGUCAGUGCUGUCCGUCAUAACCGUCCUUUGUCUCCUCAUCCUCAUCCUCUUCUGCUACAAGGACAAACUCAAGUUACUCUCUGUUAAUCUGCGAUCAUGCGUUCAGAAUCUGAAAAGGACGAGGAUACAGCAGGAGACAUUGGCCCCUAUUUAUCAGAGUGGGGCAGCAGGAGGUCUCAAAUAUGUCCCGUGUCAGACCACCAAACUGUUGGGCCAAGCCCCCCACACGCUUGAUGGCGAUCAGCCCCCUUCCACUCCCUGUACCACCGUCUCACUCCCUCACACACAUCAAAUGACCAAAAAAGAAGGCCUGCAAAGGGAAACGACGAUGGAGGAACUGAGUGAAGGGUCUGGGGGUCCAGAGGAGGUGUCUGAAGAAGAGGAACUCACAAGUGUGUCUCCUCUAUUGGCUGCUUCUUGUGUGUGCAGCGUCCCGAUCCAGGAGCCUCUGGAAGUAGGAGAGAAUGAAGAUUGCAGCCAAGCUGUCAGUCCUGGGACCCCCGGUGUUUGCUCCUGUGGGGGUCUACACACAGAAGGGGAAGGGGAAAAGGAGAGUGAACCGAGUGUUGCGUCUCUUGUCUCCUUUUCACCGCCUCUCCACCGCUCUUCCUCAGUGACUCCUCCGUCCAGCUCGCUUCCUGAGCUCUGCCUGCCUCUAGGCAAGGCUGUUAGGAGGCCAGAGGUCAAGGGUCACUUUAAAGACAUGUCCCCUGUGAAGCAGAAGGGAUAUUACAGACUGGCAAGCACGGACUCCACAGAGAACAGCAAGCCUUCCUCGGUUAGCCUCUUAAAGACCUCCUCCUCUAUUGGAGACCUCUACUCCGAGCAGGGGACCUCCUGGGGGGACAGCAGAGGAAACACGCUCCUGUCUGGGGAAAUAGAGCUGGAGUGUGCCCCUCCUGGAAGCCUACAGAGUCAGCUGGCUGAACCAACUCUUACCUCAGGUCAGGUGUCGGGCAACAACAACACCACCUUCAUCUCCAGCGGCCAGGUGGUGAACUUCAGUGGCGACGUCAUCGUUGUCUACGUCGGCCAGACGUCCUUAGGCGGCGACGACGCCGCGUUGGACGACGGCUUCGGGCGUCCCGUGCAAGAACAGGCCAGUGAGACCGCUCCCUUUUUCCAGAGUGGUAGUUGCCUGAGGUCAGAGGGGGACAAUGUUACCCAGAAGCCCUUGCAGGACGACACGCUGCAGGCCCAAAAAGCCACUGAAUAGUCGAGAAGCACUCAGCCCAGUGCAUGACGGGUAACCUUCAUCGGCAUCAUAUUUUUAUUAUUGAAUGGAAACUCCAAAGGGGUAGUGAUACUAUUAAAACGGAUUAAUUGACACUUUUGCUGAGUCCCCUACAAAACCUAAUUGUUAUAAAAUCAUCAAAGUACAUAUUUGUAUUCCAGCUACAGUUAAAAGUUGUCUAAAAAGAAAUGUGGUGUUUCUCAGAGUAACUUACUUACUUGGAGAGUAUAUUAUAUAUAGUAAUACAGUAUAUAUAAAUACAAUAAAGAGACACAUCCAUUUUUGGUACGACGCUUGUAUGAAGACUUGUUUAUAUUGCACCAAAUGUGCAGUUACUCUUGGGAAAAAAAUGCUGUGCAUUUGAUAAGCUAUUUUUUGUAUUGAAUAUAGAAAUAUAUAUAUUUCAGUAUGUUUCCACAUGCAAGCUUUAAUGAAGAUGAGAAGUUGUUUAUAUUAUAUUGAUUAGUUUGAAACAAAAACAAAAUGUAUAUGCAGUACCUUGUUGACCCGAUUAUAAGACGGCCAUGAAUAUAAGACAACUGCUUUUCAGGACUUAAUGAAACGGCAUAACUUUUCUUGCCUUCCAACUGUUGAGAAAGCCAGGCCAUUUGUAUGUGUGAGUGACAGGAAGAAAUGCUCAGACGUACUUAGGGAGAGGUUAACACCACUUUGCAUUUAUAAAUCUUUACACCCUGGAUAUAUAUACAGACGUGGUCAAAAGUUUACA
Messenger RNA from Entelurus aequoreus (snake pipefish), 2777 nucleotides. It is a transcript of the gene tnfrsf11a, whose product is annotated as tumor necrosis factor receptor superfamily, member 11a, NFKB activator. Gene Ontology annotation, cellular component: external side of plasma membrane. NCBI's taxonomy places the organism in Eukaryota, Metazoa, Chordata, Actinopteri, Syngnathiformes, Syngnathidae. Gene Ontology annotation, molecular function: tumor necrosis factor receptor activity; cytokine binding. The transcript has 10 exons. Bases 197 to 2032 code for a protein of 611 amino acids. Gene Ontology annotation, biological process: response to interleukin-1; ossification; lymph node development. The record is from RefSeq and is a predicted model, not a curated record.